AUGGCGGCGGAUCGAGGCAGUGAAGGGCUGGGGUUGGAAGAGGGAAGUUUCGUGGUUCAUUUGGCACUGGUCUUGCCUGAAUCGGAUGUCGGAGCUGAGAGAAAACAGCUCCCAAAGUCGGCUGGUCGUGCCCCCGCAUCCAGAAAUUUCUGGGACCGGGUUGUUACAGCUGAUAAGUUCCCAGAUCAAAUCCUUGAUAAGAGUCAGCUUCAGAGAAUAAUUCUCCUCCUUGGUCCUCAGUCCAUACAGAAAUUGUCAAACAAAUCAAAGUCCAUGUCAAGACACUCCCUUGUCUUGGAAUCCCUUCAGUUGAUUCAUUCAAAAUAG
Prunus armeniaca (apricot) is the source of this 327-nucleotide messenger RNA. Lineage: Eukaryota; Viridiplantae; Streptophyta; Magnoliopsida; Rosales; Rosaceae. The record is from the annotation of a GenBank genome assembly.